Terrapene triunguis (Three-toed box turtle) is the source of this 3640-nucleotide messenger RNA. RefSeq names its product transient receptor potential cation channel subfamily M member 8-like. Lineage: Eukaryota; Metazoa; Chordata; Testudines; Emydidae. Gene Ontology annotation, molecular function: ligand-gated calcium channel activity. The transcript has 25 exons. The record is from RefSeq and is a predicted model, not a curated record. Gene Ontology annotation, cellular component: membrane. Bases 1 to 3288 code for a protein of 1095 amino acids. Gene Ontology annotation, biological process: calcium ion transmembrane transport.
AUGAGAAACAGAAGAAAUGGCACUUUGGAAGGUUCAAAAGUUCUUUACUCCAGUAUAUCUCGCAGCACCGAUGUGUCGUACAAUGACUGUGAUUUGGUCACCUUCAUUCAAGAACAUUUUAAGAAGAGAGAAUGUGUCUUCUUCACAAGAGAUGCCAAGUCAAUGGACAACUUGUGUAAGUGUGGGUAUUCCAAAAGCCAACAUAUAGAGGGGACGCAGGUAAAUAACACUGAGAAAUGGAGUUAUAGGAAACACACAAAGGAACUUCCCACUGAUGCUUUUGGUGACAUUCAGUUUGAAAAUCUUGGGAAAAGAGGGAAGUACAUCCGGUUGUCCUAUGACACAGACUCUGAAAUGCUCUAUGAUCUGAUGACUCAACACUGGCACCUGAAAAAUCCCAACCUUGUCAUCUCAGUCACAGGGGGAGCAAAAAACUUUGCUCUAAAGCCGCGGAUGCGCAAGAUAUUCAGCAGGCUGAUCUACAUUGCCCAGUCCAAAGGGGCCUGGAUUUUCACAGGAGGCACUCACUAUGGACUGAUGAAAUAUAUUGGAGAGGUGGUGAGAGACAACACCAUCAGUAGGAGCUCAGAGGAGAACGUGGUGGCUAUCGGCAUAGCAGCCUGGGGCAUGAUUUCCAACCGGGAUAGUCUGAUCAGAAGCAGCGAUACUGAGGGGUACUAUUCAGCCCACUACAUAAUGGAUGACCUUAAGAGGGACCCAUUGUAUUGCCUGGACAAUAACCACACCCACCUAUUGCUGGUCGAUAACGGCACCCAUGGAUAUCCAGCAAUAGAGGCUAAGCUACGGACACAGUUAGAAAAAUACAUUUCGGAACGCGUUAUCCCAGAUUCUAAUUAUGGUGGGAAGAUUCCGAUUGUGUGUUUCACCCAAGGAGGAGGGAAAGAAACUCUGAAGGCCAUCAAUGUUGCCAUCAAGAGUAAAAUUCCCUGCAUAGUAGUGGAGGGCUCAGGUCUGAUUGCUGAUGUAAUAGCGAGCUUAGUGGAGGCAGAAGGCACUCUAGCCUCUUCAUCUGUCAAGGAGAGGCUGCUCCGAUACCUGCCGCACACUGUUUCGAGACUCACGGAAGAGGAGACUGAAAGCUGGAUCAGAUGGAUCAAAGAAAUCCUGGAAAACCCUCACCUGCUAACUGUUAUUAAAAUAGAAGAAGCUGGAGAUGAAAUCGUGAGCAAUGCCAUUUCGUUUGCGCUGUAUAAAGCUUUCAGUACCAAUGAACAGGAUAAAGAUAACUGGAAUGGGCAGCUGCAGCUGCUGUUGGAGUGGAACCAACUGGACCUGGCCAGUGAUGAGAUCUUCACCAAUGACCGGCGCUGGGAGUCUGCAGACCUUCAGGAUGUCAUGUUUAUAGCUCUUAUCAAGGACCGGCCCAAAUUUGUUCGCCUCUUUCUGGAGAAUGGCUUGAACCUGAGGAAGUUUCUUAGCAAGGAGGUCCUUACAGAGCUUUUCUCCAACAACUUUAGCAGCCUGGUGUUUAAGAACCUGCAGAUUGCUAAGAACUCCUAUAAUGAUGCACUCCUCACAUUUGUGUGGAAGAUGGUUGAGGACUUCCGAAGAAGCAUCAAAAAAGAGGAUAAGAACGGCAAGGAUGAGACAGAAAUACGGCUGUUGGAUGAAUCUUCUAUUACAAGGCAUCCCUUGCAAGCUCUCUUUAUCUGGUCAGUUCUUCAGAACAAGAAGGAGUUAUCCAAAGUCAUUUGGGAACAGACCAGGGGCUGCACUUUGGCAGCACUCGGGGCCAGUAAACUACUAAAAAGCCUGGCAAAAGUGAAGAAUGACAUUAAUGCUGCUGGGGAGUCUGAGGAGCUGGCAAAUGAAUACGAGACGAGAGCAGUAGAGCUGUUCUCUGAGUGCUAUAGCAGUGAUGAAGAGCUGGCUGAACAGCUGCUGACUUAUUCCUGUGAAGCCUGGGGCGGGAGCAAUUGCCUGGAACUUGCUGUGGAAGCUAAAGAUCAGCAGUUCAUUGCACAGCCGGGAGUGCAGAAUUUCCUUUCCAAACAGUGGUAUGGAGAGAUCUCGAGGGACACUAAGAACUGGAAGAUUAUAUUGUGUCUGUUCCUUUUCCCUUUAAUCGGCUGUGGUUUCAUCUCCUUCAGGAAAAAGCCCGUGGAGAGGAGCAAGAAGCUCUUGUUGUAUUAUGCCUCAUUCUUCACCUCCCCAUUUGUGGUCUUCUCCUGGAACGUCAUCUUCUACAUUGUUUUCCUGCUGCUCUUCGCCUAUGUCCUGCUCAUGGAUUUCCAGAAAGAACCCACCAUGCUGGAACUCAUCCUCUAUGUUCUGGUCUUCAUCCUGCUUUGUGAUGAAGUGAGACAAUGGUACAUGAAUGGGAAUAAAUAUUUCUCAGAUCUGUGGAACAUCAUGGAUACGCUUGGAAUCUUUUACUUCAUAACAGGGAUUAUAUUCAGGCUCCGUUCCUCCAAUGAAAACUCCUGGUACUCUGGGCGAGUCAUUUUUUGCCUGGACUACAUCAUUUUUACUCUAAGGCUGAUCCACAUUUUCACAGUUAGCAGGAAUCUAGGACCAAAAAUUAUUAUGCUUCAGAGGAUGAUGAUUGAUGUCUUCUUCUUCCUGUUCCUCUUCGGUGUGUGGAUGGUAGCCUUUGGCGUGGCCAGGCAGGGCAUCCUGAGGAAGAAUGAGUACCGCUGGGAAUGGAUCUUCCGAUCAGUUAUCUACGAGCCUUACCUGGCCAUGUUUGGCCAGUACCCUGAUGACAUUGAUGGUACCACAUACAAUUUUGAUCGCUGCACCUUCUCCGGGAAUGAGUCUAAACCUUUGUGUGUAGAACUGGAUGCUAACAACCAUCCCCGCUUCCCGGAGUGGAUCACCAUCCCCCUGGUGUGCAUCUACAUGCUCUCCACCAACAUCCUCCUGGUUAACCUGCUGGUUGCCAUGUUCGGUUACACGGUUGGAUCAGUACAAGAAAACAACGACCAGGUGUGGAAGUUCCAGCGCUAUUUCUUGGUUCAGGAGUACGGCAGCCGUUUGACUAUUCCAUUUCCCUUCGUCAUCUUUGCCUACAUCUACAUGGUGAUGAAGAAAUGCUUUAAAUGCUGCUGUAAAAAAGAAUGCAAAGAGCCAUCCAUCUGUUGCUCAAAAUAUGAGGACAAUGAAACGCUUGCAUGGGAAGCAGUCAUGAAAGAAAAUUACCUCGUCAAAAUCAAUUCCAAAGCAAACGAUUCAUCAGAGGAGAUGGCACAUCGAUUUAGACAACUGGAUAUGAAGCUUAAUGAUCUGAAAGGCCUUCUGAAAGAGAUUGCUAACAAAAUAAAAUAAAAGCAACUUGAAAGCAGAGGCGGCAAACCUCAGCAAUGUACUGACUUGUUCACACUAAUUUCUAGGAGACGUCUCAAAGCGAAUCGUAUCCUGCCACAAAUGGCAGCACCUGGAAAGGCGUGAGGAGGAUGCGUGGUGCUUUUAAAAUGACAUUUCUGCUUUUUGCGUCUCAGAGCUCUGGGCUCUUUUAUUUCCAUGGUCAUCUUACAUACUGAUGAUAAAAAAUUAUCCUCCUAGUUGAGCUCCAAAUUCUAGAAGCUGAUCUGUUGCUUUUCUUCUCAGUCUUUAGUUAUUGGCUGUAAGCAGAUAGCUCUCAUCAGCUGCUCAGAGAUCACUUUCCUAACUCCAACAA